GCGGGGCCUGGCGGGAGGCGGCGGCGGGCGGCGGCGGCCGGGCCGGGCCAUGGGGAAGGAGCAGGAGCUGCUGGAGGCCGCCCGCACCGGGAACCUGCCCGCCGUGGAGAAGCUGCUGUCGGGGAAGCGCCUCAGCUCCGGCUUCGGCGGCUCCGGGGGGGGCGGCGGAGGCGGCGGCGGCGGCUCCGGGGGGGGCGGCGGUGGCGGAGGCGGCGGGAGCGGCGGUGUGGGGCACCCGCUGUCCAGUCUCCUCAGCAUCUGGAGAGGGCCAAAUGUGAACUGCGUUGACAGUACUGGAUACACUCCACUGCACCAUGCUGCUUUGAAUGGUCAUAAGGAUGUCGUGGAAGUUCUGCUGAGGAACGACGCGCUAACCAAUGUAGCAGACUGUAAAGGCUGUUACCCUCUUCACCUGGCAGCUUGGAAAGGAGAUGCAGACAUAGUGAAGCUCCUCAUCCAUCAAGGACCUUCGCAUACUAAAGUGAAUGAGCAGAAUGCUCUUGAGAUCAAAGAACUCAAAAAGUACGGCCCCUUUGACCCAUAUAUCAAUGCCAAGAACAACGACAACGAGACGGCGCUGCACUGCGCCGCGCAGUACGGCCACACCGAGGUGGUGAAGGUCCUUCUGGAGGAGCUGACCGACCCCACCAUGCGCAACAACAAGUUUGAGACUCCUCUGGACCUGGCUGCGCUCUAUGGGAGGCUGGAAGUCGUGAAGAUGCUCUUGAACGCUCACCCUAAUCUUUUAAGCUGCAACACUAAGAAACAUACUCCUCUGCACUUGGCAGCUAGAAACGGUCACAAAACUGUAGUCCACGUCCUCCUGGAUGCUGGCAUGGAUAGCAACUAUCAGACUGAAAAAGGCAGUGCUUUGCACGAAGCUGCUUUGUUUGGCAAGACUGAUGUGGUACAAAUAUUGCUGGCUGCAGGUAUUGACGUGAACAUAAAGGAUAACAGAGGCCUGACAGCCCUGGAUAUUGUGAGGGAGCUUCCCUCUCAGAAAAGCCAACACAUAGCAGCUCUUAUCGAAGAUUACACGGUUGGGAAGAAGAGUGUCAAAGCUGCGGAGAAGACUGUUCAAGCACCGCUUGUUCCAGCCGCUGAUCCCGUGUGCCGGAUAUCUCAGGGUGAUGUGGAGAAAGCAGUUACGGAACUGAUCAUCGACUUUGAAGUCAACCCAGAAGAGGAGAGUCCAUAUGAAGCUUUAUACAAUGCCACGUCCUGCCACUCCCUGGACAGCCUUGCCAGCGGGAGAUCUUCAGAUCGAGAAUCGGUGAAUAAGGAAGCGGAAUCAACCGGUCUCAAAGCAGCAGGAGUCAGGCCUAGAGAACGUCCACCCCCGCCUGCCAAGCCACCGCCCGAUGAAGAGGAGGAGCAGCAUGUGGAGAAGAAGAUAGGCCAUGGUGCUUCCUGUGAGGCCCCUGUUGCACGAGGAAAGAGCAGGGGAAGUGGAGCUGAGGAAGAGGAACACCCUUACGAGCUGUUGCUUACAGCAGAAACGAAAAAGCCGGUGGCACUGGAUAGGAAAACAAAAGACCACAGGAGGAGCAGCGGCAGCCGCAGCCAGGACUCUGCCGACGGCCAGGACAUCCAGGUUCCAGAGCAGUUUUCAGGAUUGCUUCACGGUUCUUCCCCGAUCUGUGAGAUAAGCGAGGACCCUUUCAGGCUCGUUUCUUCCACGGAGAAAGGAGGCACGGAAGCUACAAGCCACCCACCUGCUAUGCAGCUGGAGGAUGCUGACUUCUCUGCCUCUGGAUCAGUACGGACCAGCUCUCCGGACCAAAACCAGAAAGUAGUCUACGCAACUGUCCAGCACACGCACAUCAACCGGGCGGAUCCUGAGACUGUAGUCACGCCCCACGUGCUACAGCACCCCGGUGGUGCUGAGGAAGAGGGGGACAGAGCUGUGGGCAGAGCCCACCCAGGGAGCAAGCCCAAAGCCGAGCUCAAACUCAGCCGCAGCUUGUCUAAAUCGGACUCCGAUCUUCUGACCUGCUCUCCAACAGAGGACGAUGCCAUGGGGAGCCGGAGCGAAUCGCUCUCCAACUGCAGCACUGGGAAGAAGAGGCUGGAGAAGUCCCCGUCCUUUGCUUCGGAGUGGGAUGAGAUUGAGAAAAUCAUGAGUUCCAUCGGCGAAGGCAUUGACUUUUCUCAGGAGCAGCAGAGGAUCUCAGGUUCGCGGAUGCUGGAGCAGAGCGUCGGGGAGUGGCUGGAGUCCAUUGGCCUGCAGCAAUACGAGAGUAAGCUGCUUUUGAACGGCUUUGACGAUGUCCGCUUCCUGGGCUGUAAUGUCAUGGAAGACCAGGACCUUCGGGACAUCGGGAUCGGUGACCCGCAGCACCGUCGGAAGCUCCUGCAGGCUGCUCGCUCCCUCCCGAAGUUGAAACCCCUGGGCUGUGAUGGGAACAGCCAGCCUUCGGUUCCCGCAUGGCUCGACUCUUUGGGGCUGCAGGAUUACAUUCAGUCCUUCCUCUCGAGUGGCUACAGCUCUAUUGACACUGUGAAAAACCUCUGGGAGCUCGAAAUAGUAAACGUGUUGAAAGUGAAUCUGCUGGGCCAUCGGAAGAGGAUCAUCGCCUCCCUGGCAGACAGGCCGUAUGAGGAGCCACCGGCAAAGCCCCCGCGGUUCUCGCAGCUAAGAUGCCAGGACUUGAUGUCCCAGACAUCGUCGCCCGUGAGCCAGAACGACUCCUGCACGGGCAGAUCUGCCGAUCUCCUGCUGCCCUCCGGGGACACCGGGAAGAGGCAACAUGACCGUGGCACCGAGGUUGCUCCUUACUCCAGAGCUGAGCGCUACAAAGCACAGGAGGACCGUCGGGAGUCAAAGCUGACCCUGCGCCCCCCCAGCCUGGCUGCCCCCUACGCCCCAGUCCAAAACUGGCAGCACCAGCCGGAGAAGCUCAUCUUCGAGUCCUGCGGGUACGAGGCCAACUACUUGGGCUCCAUGCUGAUCAAAGAUCUCCGAGGGACCGAGUCUACGCAGGACGCCUGUGCCAAGAUGAGGAAAUCCACGGAGCAUAUGAAGAAGAUCCCGACCAUAAUACUGUCCAUCACGUACAAAGGGGUGAAGUUCAUCGACGCUUCUAACAAGAAUGUCAUUGCUGAGCACGAGAUCCGCAACAUCUCCUGCGCUGCUCAGGACCCCGAGGAUCUCUGCACAUUUGCCUACAUCACCAAGGACCUGCAGACCAGCCACCACUACUGCCACGUCUUCAGCACCGUGGAUGUGAACCUGACGUACGAGAUCAUCCUCACGUUGGGGCAGGCGUUCGAGGUCGCCUACCAGCUGGCCCUCCAAGCCCAGAGAGCAAAGCCUCUCGGUGCUGGAGCAGGAGAAAUGAUUGAAACAAAAUCUUCCAAACCGGUGCCUAAACCGCGAGCCGGCAUGAGGAAAUCUGCAGUGCCGCUCCCUCCUGACACUCGCUGUUGUUACUGUCACACCUGUACAACACACCGCCCCUCCUACCUGCCGCUGCAGUCUGUUAGUCCCGGAGCUAAGCUGGAGCCCCCUGAAGUGGACCAAGAUUCCCAGUCUCAUGCCAGUGUCUCCUGGGUCGUGGACCCCAAACAGGACUCCAAGCGGACCCUCAGCACUAAGUAUGAGACCACUAUCUUCUAAAGCAAACACACCCCGUGUCCACCUAGUCUAACCGUGCCUUUGCGAUCUGAUCUGUCUGCUGUUCUAAACUCCCUCUUCCUCCGGCUGCUCGCACUGAGCCCCGUGUAGGCACUACGUCAGAGGCAGCAGCACUUAGGAGACUGUAGACUUACACGGCUUUUGUACCUGAUCACUACUGAACACUGUGAAUUCUCCUUACUCGGAAACAAGGGUAACAGGCUGUUAGAUACCUGUGAGGCGGGAGGUGCAGAGGGAUGCAGGCUGGGGGAAUCGGAGAUGUGGAUCCAGGAAGCCGCCUGCUGUUUUCACGUCUUUCCCCUCGCUCUGGCACUGUGAAUCCCUGGGGCGACGUGACACUCCCCAGGCCUUUUUUUUUUUUCUAUUUCACCUUCUUAUCCUUGGACUGAUGGAGACCUCUUGUCUCUGCGGUGCACGCACUCCCUCCUCCUAGAUCCUCUUCUUCCCGACUGAGCCACGGCUGCGUACUGUUCCAGUGAACUCACCCCUCUUCCUACCUGCCGUUCGAAUCGACACUAACCACUGUGAUGCUGUCUGCAAAUAACACGCGGUCACUAGAUUUCCUCACGGGGACCCUGGCCCACCGUCUCUCCCCUCGAAGCCUGGAGCGGAAAACCUGCUCCGAUGGGAGCGCUGCUUUGGGCUGGAUGUGAUCCUGCCCGCUGGGAGCUCUGUCCCCUCUCAGAGGGGAGGUGUGGGUUUGGUUGCAUGCGUUUCAGCCUCUUGUAGGAUGUUUCUCUCCCCGGAGUCCUUCUGUUUACACUCACCAAACUUCCCCAUGAGCUACAGGCGUAGUUCUCGCUUGGCAGAUUGCAAAGAGGUUAAGCUUGCAAAGGCACACGUUGGUAGCCCCGUGUUGGGAAGGUGUUUGCGAGGGGCUGGAUGCUGCGCUGGUAGAGGUCUGAUGAAGCAGACGGAGCUCUGUGGUGUUCAGCAGCCUUGCUGCAGUUGUACUUUUUUUGCCGAAGGGAGAAAUGUGAUUGAAAUCAGUCUGCUGCCAAGCUCAGAGCUUGUUUUCAACCGACAGACCAUUGCACGAUGAGGGCUAUAGGGAUCUUGAAACAUCUGUCGCCUCCCGUCCUUGAGAGAGAGGAUUUCACUUAGAGAUGGCCCCGCGUCAGUGGGCACCUCAGUCUUUUCUGACUGCUUCUCAAGUGCACGUGCUUUUCCUCUGGGAAAACGUCCCCAUUUCUGUGUAUCUCAGUCAGAGCAGCUUUGAAUCCCAGAAUAUGGCUGGGAAUCAUUUGCAUGAGAUGGCAGAGCACUUGUCACAGGUCAGAGCAGAGCUGGAACAGGUCUGGGAAGCAUGGACAGCCACUAUGAGCCGUCAGUGGCCCCACCCCUGGUUCCUUUGCUGAGAUGAAACUGCGGAGGAGGAUCUGAUGAUCAAACAGCGCCGGGAGGCAGCACUGCUGCCCUGCUGCUGCUUCUCCCGGACUUGCUGUGUGUCCAGGCAGUGUCAUCGCUCUUCACCUCAGUUUCCCCCUGUAUGGGAUGGGGACCUACUUACCUACCUCUUGGGGGUGUGAGGCUCGCUCCGUUUGCAGAGCGCUUUUAAGACCCUUUAGCGAAAGGCGCCACGACCUCCUCACCAUGGCAGCAGACCUCCGGCGCUCAGCCUCGCUCCCCGGGCAGGUGAAGGUCCUGACUCUCAGCAGAGCUGCGUUUUGGACCCCGACCAGCUCCUCGCGGCAGCGGCUGUCGCACCUUUCCCCGGAGAGGGCUGAGCAGAUGGGGCAGCGGGAGAGGGGCUGCACCGAACUCACUCGUGUGCACCUUGAUGUGCAUUUAGCGAAACCCCCUGGGCAGCCUGGUUUUGGAGAGCUGGGGGUGACUGUGGCUCUGUGCUGGAUGGCUGUGAAGAAAGGCAGGCGGCAGCUGCCUGCUCAGCUCUGCGUGACGUGUCUGGGUGGGCAUCUUAGAGUAAAUGGAGAAGAGGGUGCACAGGGAUCUCCAGUAAAGCUCUGUUUCCAAAUUAGCUUUUAGAAUUUACCCCAAAUCCCCCUUCACAAUCACCAGUUGGCAUCGCUGGGGAGAGGUCAGAAGAGCGGCCCUGUGUUAUUUAUUUGCAUGUGGUAUUAGGGGCUGAAAGCAGCUUGUCCAAGUUUUGAUGGGGCUUUAGAGCUGUUGCCUCAAAGUUUCCAUUCCCCCUGCCUUGCGGUGAAAUCCGAUGUUUCAAAAUCUUUAUUUAGCUCUUUCUCAGGAAUGAGUUUGAUCUCCCAAGUCAUUCGUGGCUUCAUGGCACUGUGUGGCAUACUGACUUCAAAAUAAGGGCUAGGCUGGUCAGAACCUGGGUGAGGGGACUGAAAGGGUUGUCUUGUCUUAAAGCAAAAAAAAAAAAAAUAUCAAACAACAAAGGAAAGCUCAGCCUAGUAGGAAUUUAUAUAUUUCAUAUGCUGUUGGAGCCCCUUAUCGCAGAGCCGGUGCUCCAGUCCCUGAAGACGCCCAGAGCAGAGGUCGCGCUGCAGUUGCGGUGCUGUGCCAUGCUGCCAGCCGAAGUGUGGCCGCGGAACGGUGCCGUGUCGGAGGCGCUCCGAGGGUUGGGGUGGGGUUGGGGUUGGAGUCAAUCAGCAUUUCCUGUAAGAGUGUCCAGGCCGUUCGGUAUCCCUCAAAGAGAAAUGGAGUCAGUGGUAGCGGUGGUAGUGAGCGCAGUUUCUACGUGUGUUUACCACGCGGUUGCCCACGCAUACACCUGACUUUAGAGGGGCUGAGCUGUUGCAUCUCCCCCUGCUUUCAGCCGGGGAGGGCGAGUUCCUCAGCAUCUCCUAAAAGCGGGUCACUGGAGCAUGUGCCUUUCAAAGGGUGACCAUCCAAACCCGGCUGGGAUCACAGGCAGCCCUGCCUAAACCACAACGCUUCCGCUGUGUGUCUGUAACCCUCACAGUUGUGUCUCAUCUGGCCUUACGCCUCCUGUUUCCCGGCUCUUGUUUUUGUAUGACUUGGAAAUCAUUCAUUCCAUUAUCUUCCUUUCUGUUUGCCUCUGCAAAGCUGAUCUCCGGGCAGCUGUCUCCUACCACGGAAAUGUAGUAACGGGGCAGAGACCUAAGAAGCAGUGGCCUGCUGACACGAAGAUCAUCUCCAUCCUGCACUGGUGUCUGCCUCGGAGUGGGUGCUUGGCUGCUCAGUGAGGGCUCCCAAAGCAGAGGGGGGAAAGGGAUCCUGCCCCCCCGCUGAGAAAAGCAGCUCUUCCCAUUUCUAGCAAAGGAAAGUUGAGACUUCCGAGGCCGAGAGCGAUGGCACCUUUUCUGGUUUGAGACAAAUGUCUUUUGACCCCUUUCUUUUUUUAACGUGCGAAAUGAUACCAAGCAAAUCCAGUUCACAGUUUAAAUGUAGCACUGCAGUUAUUUUGGUGAGGAAAAAAAAAAAAUAUAUAUAUAUCUCCGUAUUUACUGAGAAUCCUCGCAGUCUGGCAAGGAGUACAGUAGAAAGUCUUAGCAGUGGGAGUGGUGUGUGCAUCUCUUAACGGUACUUAAAUUUGCUUCAACUCUGGGUGAACAGUAGAGAACGCCAAAUUCUUGGAAAUAACUUCCUCCAGUGUGAGAAGCCUUGCAGGGUAAGUCCGCAUCCUUCGUUUUCCAAGCUACUCCACACUUUUCUAGCAAAUGGAAAUAACUUAAGGAAAAGAGUCUGCAAAGGAUCUUUCACCCCAGAGUGGUUGUGGCCAAGUAUGACUGAUGGUACAAAGCUUGCUUCCCCUACAGAGAACUGUUGCGUUGCAAUACUUGACAUUUCUAUGGCAAGGACACAAUUUCUUCCCAUUUACGCACUGAAUAUCUGGAGACAACUCCCUUCUCCAGCCUCUCGUGCACCUGUCUUGUUUUUAAAUGCAGUUAUGCCCUGAAGGGUUGGGUGGUUGUUCGUUUUGGUUUUUUUUUUUAAAAAAAAAAAAAUUAUAUUCAGUUGUCAUUUAGCACUUUUUUGAUACUAGCUCAUUAUUUAAUUAGUGCAGAAUUAGUUGCAGAAGAUUAACAAAUACGGAGUUAAAUUUGGGGCAUUACACUGAAACAGUCUGUACGCGAGGAUAAAUCAUAUCAACCUGAGGAUGGCUUGGCCCCCAUCUAGGUCCGGUAUCCCCAGAUACCACCUCAAAGGUGCUGUGGGCUGAUUUUUCUUUUGAAUUGCCAGAGUAUUUAACAGUAGUUUUGGCUGUGACUGAUGUGUUUUCACAGUCCUGUUCCCCUCAAGGGAGAGGUGUUAAAAUGGUUGUGAUUUUAAUUCUUCAGAUGCAGAAAUGUAGCGCAGCACGUUACAAUCUCGACAGGCGUUGUAAUGGUUGGGGCUGUGGUACCCUGCUGCUUUACUAGAGUGAUAUGCCCGAAAAAUUCCUGUUUAACUCCGGUUGCUGCUGUAUGUCCGGAUUUCAUUUAGUCUCUCCAGCCAGUGAGGCUGGGGGAGAAAUGAACCAUAAUCCCAAGGGCAUAGACCUGUAAAUGAUUAGGAGGGGGAAGCGGAGAUUUUUUUUUUUUUUUUAAGUUGAUGAAUUUAGGAAACCUAACAUUCCUUGUUAUGCAUAUGUUGCAAUUCAUACUGGUGUAAGUGUAAAUAUUUGGUGUGUCGGCAACAAGUCUUUUUGGAGAGAUUGCAAAUUGAACCUCUGCUUGGGAGGAGGGACACCUUUCUGUUCUUGAUGCAUGAGCUUUUUGAAGGUUGGCUUGGAGGUGACAUGGUGAUGAAGACUCCAAUCUUCAGGGGACUGGGCUUGGUGACCCUGGUGGUCCUUUCCAGUCCUGCGUGUAGUCCGAUGGUUGUCUUUAGUGAUCCAACAGUUCUUUAGCCAGAUACUCUUCUCUCUGCCUUCAUAGACAAAGCAGUUGUUUUGGCAGUGCAUCUCCCCUUUCAUUUCAGUGGGUUUUCCCAAGGUACUCCCGUGCUGGAGGCUGAUCCUGGACCGUGCCAGUCACCGACUCCCGGCCGUCUGUUAACCCAGCCAUUGCACAGUAUUCUGGCUCUUCCUCCCUACAGGGUUUCGUGGUAUCUGGAGGAAAGUGCUCAAAAUUUCUGGUGCUGAUUAUGACUUUGAAUCAAAAUGCAUCUGCUGUAUUACCUGCCCGGGAAAAGGUGGUGCUGCCCUGGGCCUUGUUGCCCUUUUUAAGGACAGAUUGUAUUUUACAGACUUUGGUUAGUGCAUGGCAUGAGUCCAGGCUGAGAACUCAAGAUAGGUAAACCAAGACGCAGAGUUGUUGUCUUUUUUAUAUAUAUAGGAGGGGAUGAUUUGUUUUUUCUCAAAUUGAAGCUGCUUUAUCCUUUUUAAUUUUGUAUUUACAACAAAACAAAACAAAACGCAACUCAUCUUUGCUGUCAGCUGUCUUUGAACUUGCUUUGGGAUUGUUCUUUUUAGAAGAAAUUAUGCAACUUUUGCGGGGUACGUGCCUGUCCCCCUCCCAGGGAGAAGACAGGGCACCUUCUAGGAUGUACCUCUAGUGAAAAUUUGUACCUUCACGAGGCUGCUGAGACACAGGCCAGAUGCCAAAUAGUCCCUCCGCACACACCCAGCCCUGUGUGCAGCUGAAGUGGAGGCAAGGACUUUAACGCUCCUUCCACCCCACUUCAGAAAUUUAUAGCAGCAGAAUUUCCCCUGGCUUUCCUCUGCUCACAUCAUCUCCAUGCAAAAAAUAUCUUUAUUUUAGAGCAAGCACGGUGUUUGCAACACUGUCUUGUUGCAAAAGGUCUCCCUUUUAGGUCUUAUAUUGGCAUUACUUACUGCAGUUUUAUUUCUUUUCUUUCUUUUUUUUUUUUUUUUUCCCAAAAGAAAGUAACUGUGCUGCUUUUGCAAAGUCAAUCUAGCUCAAACACUUUUCUUACCCAUGGAAGAAUAACCUGAGAUUCCCUAACAGGGCAGAGAACAGUCAAGUUCAGUUUGCAAUGUAGACAUUUUUGCUAAUUGUGAUGUAUGGCAGUGGGACUGAUUUGUAAUACAAAUGUUAUUUAAUCUGUCUGUAUUUUGAUACUUGAAUUUCCUUUUAUUUCCUGUAUAUACAAUUGUUAAUCUGUUCAAAAUUUGUCUGAAUUUUAAACAUCUUGUGGUACCAAACAUAACCAAUCUGUGCAACAACAUAGACUGACCUCACGACAACAAGGCGAGAUUGUAAAUAUUCCUGGGCUUCCAGCAGUCGUUUUGUUGUUUUCAUAAUUGUACAACUUAGAACAGACUGAAUUAAUAAACAAACUUAGACACACA
Molecule: messenger RNA, 9815 nt
Organism: Falco peregrinus (peregrine falcon)
Lineage: Eukaryota; Metazoa; Chordata; Aves; Falconiformes; Falconidae
Gene: ANKS1A
Product: ankyrin repeat and sterile alpha motif domain containing 1A
Exons: 25
Coding region: 50-3619 (1189 amino acids)
Cellular component (GO): cytosol
Molecular function (GO): protein binding
Source: RefSeq, a predicted model, not a curated record